UGAUCUGAAAAUUCCGGUGUCUUCCGCCGCCUCCCCCAACGGUCAAGCAACGUUCUAGAGUCCUGGCUGCUGCCGUGCUUCCCGUGAUGGCCGACACGGGUGGUCACGAACGGUCCCCGCCACCUCAGCUGUGCCUUCCCAAGCCCGAGGAGGAUGCCUCACCAUCUUCGACCCUCGCAUCGACGCCUCCUGCGAGCCCAUCCCCAUACCUGAAGGCUGAGGCGCCGCUGUGGGGUGCUGACGCCCGAGAAUCACAGCUUUUGGACGCACAGGCGAGGGCAAAGGUCAAGGUCAGUGGGGGAGAAAGAAAUGGGGUGUGAAAUGUCCCAGUUCGGCCGUCUGUGUGGUGUGUGGGUCACCCAGAUACUGCAGCGCAGCCCUGAUGACGGCAUUGACGACCCCGAGCGCCACCUCGUCCGUCAGAUAGUCGAGUCGGAGGACCUGGACGACCCCUUCGUCCUUGUCGACCUCCAGAAGGUGAGAGUGGAAGGGCUGGCGCCGGGAAACAAUGGUCGGCAGACACGUGAUCAUAUGUGCGGCUCGUUGCUGUCAGGUCAUUGAGCAGUUCAAGCGUUGGCGCAGGCUUUUGCCUCGCGUCACGCCCUUCUACGCCGUAAGCCUUUCGUCGCGACAAUGACGCUCGCUGACUCUUUGGUGUCUCCAGGUCAAGUGCAACCCUGAUCCUGUCAUCAUUCAGCUGAUCGCCUCACUCGGAGGCUGCUUUGACUGCGCUUCGAAGGGAGAGAUCAAACAGGUCGGCAGACGGACGAAUUCCUUGGCCUUGUGGUCUGCGAGUAUCCUCAUUUGUGUGUUGUGCAGGUUUUGGAUCUCGGCGUCCCCCCCACGCAGAUCGUCUACUCGAAUCCAUGCAAGCAGGUUUCCCACCUCAAGUUUGCCCGCGACCAGGGAGUGGCACUCACGGUCUUCGACAACAAAGACGAGCUCCACAAGAUCAAGGUCCAUGCGUCCCUUGAAAACGAAUACCUCCACAGCACACACAUGUCCCUCCCUGCCUUGGCCGCGCAGGCGCACCAUCCUGACGCCGAGCUGAUGCUGCGCAUCUGGACAGAUGACAGCAUGCUGUCGGAGACGGGUGCAUUGUCAGUCAAGUUCGGUGCCCUGCCCGACACGUGGGGUGCACUGCUGGACAUUGCCAAAGGCCUCCAGCUCAGUGUGGUACACACGACAGCUCAGCUAACACAUCAAUCUGCCUGCCGCAGCCCUCUUUUUUCUGCCUUUUGGAGUCUUGCAGGUGGGUGUGCACUUCCACGUGGGUUCUGGGUGUCGUCAUGCGGGCGCCUUCACCGAGGCCCUCAACAAUGCUCACCGUGUAUUCGACUUGGCUGAGAAGCGGGGUUUCACCUUCAAGUACCUCGACAUCGGUGGGGGCUUCCCGGGGGAGAUGCCCGGCAGCACGAGGCAUGAGGGAAUGCCGCAGUUUGAGGACCUCGCGGCAGAGAUCACACCUUUGUUGACCGAUCUCUUCCCCAAAGAGGUGAAUACACGCUGUCCAUAGAUGUGACACAAGCCAUGUCUCCCUGUCUGCCGUGUGUGUUCUGCGCAGAUUGCCGUAUUGGGCGAGCCGGGUCGUUACUUCGCCACUGCGUGUCAGACGCUGGCCGUCAAGGUGUUCGCCAAGCGGGCGCCGGUGCGGCGAAAGAGUCUCAGCGCCGUCAUCCGUCUGAGCGAGACACAGAAUGACCAGGAUGCGACGCGGUUCAUCUACUACCUGAAUGAGGGCUUCUACGGGGCCUUCAACUGCAUCAAAAACGACAACCAUGAAGCCACGCCCGAGCUGCUCAAGUGGGGCAAGAGACACGGCCAGAAUCCAUCUCUCUGUGUGUCUUCGUCUGUCUGUCUGUCUGUUUGUGUGUGCAGUCCGCGUGACGAGGAGACGACGACCAAGUACGAUUCCCUGGUGUUUGGCCCGACGUGUGAUGGCAUCGACAUCAUCCUCAAGGAAUACCCACUGCCCGAAUUAAAGGUACUUCCAACCAACAUGACGUUCCUCUCAGCUGUCGCCACACAAAGGCGUGUCUUUCUGUGUUUUGCCUGCAGGUCGGUGAGUGGCUGUUGUUUCGUGACAUGGGGGCGUACACGACGUCUAGCUCAUGCAACUUCAACGGGUUCGCCAAGGCCCUCUCGCGCUACUGCCGCAUCAUACCGCCCCCCUCGCCACACAGAAGACACACGCCCUCAAGAGUCGUCUGACAUGAUCCGCCAUUUCACUAUGUGUGUCUGUCUGUGCAUGUAUCACCUGGUUUCUGCAGUGACGUGAUGUGCUAGAUGUGUGUUGGAUGGGAGUGAGUAUCUGUCUGUCUCUGAUGGAUCGAUCACGGGACUUUGCUGUGGGAUUCUGCAUGUGGGAUCAUUUGGUGUGUGGGAACCCCCCUGUUUCCCU
Molecule: messenger RNA, 2401 nt
Organism: Vitrella brassicaformis
Lineage: Eukaryota; Vitrellaceae
Source: the annotation of a GenBank genome assembly